Aureobasidium musti is the source of this 528-nucleotide messenger RNA. NCBI's taxonomy places the organism in Eukaryota, Fungi, Ascomycota, Dothideomycetes, Dothideales, Saccotheciaceae. The record is from the annotation of a GenBank genome assembly.
AUGACUUUCGCUGUCGGCCCUAACGAUGGCGUCCACAAUUUCGCCAGUAUCGUAUUCGGAGUGCUCGCCACGUUUAGCAGGGGCAAUGUCACCAUCAAGUCUGCAGACAUGGCAGAUACACCCAUCAUCAACCCAGCACUGCUAGAAGACAAACGAGACCAAGACCUAGCCAUCGCAGCAUUCAAGUUUACUCGCCGUUUAGCUGCCACUCAAUCGCUCCAGCGCGCGAUCAUCGCCGAAGUCGUGCCUGGUCCCAACAUCGCCACUGAUGCUGAGAUACUUACGUAUUUGAGACAAAGCGUGAUUCCUUUGUUUCAUGCGAGUUGCACUUGCAAGAUGGGGAUGAGAAAUGAUAGUAUGGCUGUUGUGGAUUCUGAGGCAAAGGUCAUUGGCGUGGAAGGGCUGAGAGUUGUGGAUAUCAGUGCUUUUGCGUUAUUGCCGCCUGGUCAACCACAAGCUACUGUGUAUAUGCUGGCGGAGAAGAUCGCGGAUCUGAUAUUGCAAGAUGUCUGGAACGGAGAUUGGUGA